AAUGAACAGAGAAAGACAGAAGAGAUGCUUGAAGAAAGGCAGAGAGAGAUGGAGGCAGAGAGGAUGCAAAUUGAGAGUGAACUGAAAAGCGGACAAGACAGGCUUGAAAAGAGGCAGAGAGAAAUGGAGGCAGUUAGAAGGAAAAUAGAGAGUGAUCUGAGAAAGAAAGAAGACAUGCUUGAAGAAAGGCAGAAUGAGAUGGAGGCAGAGAGAAGGAAAAGGGAGAUUAAACAGAGAAAGAAAGAACACAUCAAUGGUGACACUGACCAUCUGAGGGAAUUGAGGAGGGGGAGAGUUAAAAUGGAUAAAGGUCAAACGGAAAUCAAAGAAGUACGUCCAAAGCAACAACAUCCCAAAGAUCACAUUAAAAAGGAAGACCCACAAGUCAAAGAAAAGAAUGACAUGGACAUUCAAGGGCCUGAGCUACUGGCAAGUGGAAUGGAUGGAGGAAUGAAGAAACAAAGAGUUGUUAAAACAAGAUAUAAACUCAAAGUUAUGAAAGAAGGUCCCAAGGAAAACGAUUCUAAAAAGCCAGACACAAGAGUGAAACCAACUGAAGUGAUUGUUUUAAUGCAAGACGUAGUGGGCCGGGCAACUGACACAGAUGUGGAAAUUAAGCAAGAGAGAGUAGAUAAAUUAGGCAUUGUCCCAAAUGAAAAAAAUGCCAAAGGACAUGUUGAAUAUGUAAAGAAACAAGUUCAAGAAGAGACUGACAUGGAUUUCUUUGUUGAAGAUCUUGAGCAACUGGAAAAUGACUUGGAUGUGGGAAGAACAAACAGGACAACAAAUCCCAAAAAGGAAGACAAACUGAAAGUCAUGAAAAAAAGUUCAAACGUACAACAUGCUACAGAUAAUGACAAACAAAGAAAAGUAAUAAAAGGAUGUCCAAAUGAACAAAAUACCAAUAGACAUGUUAAAAUUGUAACGAAACAAGUUCAAGAAGAGACUGAAAUGGAUUUUUUUCUUGCAGAGUUAGAGCAACUGGAAAAUGACUUGGAUGUGGGAAUAAAGAACAGGACAACAAAUCCCAAAAAGGAAGACAAACUGAAAGUCAUGAAAAAAAGUUCAAACGUACAACAUGCUACAGAUAAUGACAAACAAAGAAAAGUAAUAAAAGGAAGUCCAAAUGAACAAAAUGCCAAAGGACAUGUUAAAAUUGUAAGGAAACAUGUUCAAGAAGAUACUGACAUGGAUUUUUUUCUUGCAGAAUUAGAGCAACUGGAAAAUGACUUGGAUGUGGGAGUAAUGCACAGAACAUCAAAUCCAAAACAUCAAAUCCAAAUCCAAAACGAAGACAAACAAAAAUUUGUGGAUGAAAGUCAUAAGGAACAACAUGCUACAGAGGAUGAUAAACAGAGCAAAGUUGUCAAAGGAAAUGCAAAGCAACAACAUGAUAUGAAGUUAGAGAAACAAGCAAAAGACGAAACCGAAGGGAAUUUGUCAAGUGCCUGGGGAUCAAAUUCCAAAAAGGUAGACACACUUAAAGAUGCAAAAGAAAGUUCCAAGGACAAACAUGCUAGAGAGGAUGACAAAAAAAGAAAAGAAAAUGAACUCAUUCAAGAUGAAAAAACUGCCAAAGAACAUGUGAAAAAUAUAGGCAAACAAGUUGAAGAGACUACCAUGGAUUUGGUAAUUGAAGACCUUGAACUGCUGGAAAGUGGGAAUGAUGGGGGAUUGAAGCUCAAGAGAUCAAAUACUAAAAUGGAAGACAAACUUAAAGUGACAAAAGAAAGUCCAAAUGAAGAACAGGCUAAAAGAUUCGAGACACAAGUAAAAAAAGAAACCAAAGUGAAUUUGUCUAUUGAAAAGCUAGCACUAAUGGAAAAAGACACCGAUGGAGGAAUGAAGAACAUGAGAUCAAAUCCCAAAAAGGAAAACAAACAAAGAAAAGCACUGAAAGAAAGACAAAUAGAACAAAAUGCCAAAGGAAGUAACAACGGAAAGACAAAGGACACACAAGUCAUAGAAGAGACCGACGCAACCUACAAGAAAGAAAUCCAAACAGAGAUGCCGAAGUCAAUUCUUGACAAGAUACGCAAUAAAAUCGACCAACACAGAAUCCAAAAGAAGGAAAAACAGAAACAAAAAAAUCUUAAAUUCCUUCAAGAAGCAUUGACCACUCAUGAAGUAUUAGAUGUGGCAUUAAACAUACAUGCCAAAAAGAAGCCUAGAAAAUGGGUCAAAUGCCAGGAUUUUUCAAUAUUUCAGUGUAAAUGAACUGCACCGUAGAUUCCCUGGAUGCUGCAAUCAACUGAAACGUGCCAUGUGGUUCUGGAACAUGAUUUUCUUAAUUUGUAUUCAAGAUCAA
Esox lucius (northern pike) is the source of this 2308-nucleotide messenger RNA. Its product is annotated as myosin-7-like. The record is from RefSeq and is a predicted model, not a curated record. Bases 25 to 2217 code for a protein of 730 amino acids. NCBI's taxonomy places the organism in Eukaryota, Metazoa, Chordata, Actinopteri, Esociformes, Esocidae. The transcript is spliced from 2 exons.